This is a messenger RNA of Xiphias gladius (swordfish), 2187 nucleotides long. It is a transcript of the gene jmjd7, whose product is annotated as jumonji domain containing 7. The transcript has 9 exons. Lineage: Eukaryota; Metazoa; Chordata; Actinopteri; Istiophoriformes; Xiphiidae. The record is from RefSeq and is a predicted model, not a curated record. Gene Ontology annotation, molecular function: 2-oxoglutarate-dependent dioxygenase activity. Bases 84 to 1019 code for a protein of 311 amino acids.
GUAAACAAAGCAGCACGACGGCAUGAGGUUUGGAAAAGUCCCGCAGGACAGAAAAUAAGUUAUCACAUUAUAACUGAAACACAAUGGAGCCUGUGAAGAAACGUCUGACUGAGUUUUCACUGGAGGCUCACGAUCUGUAUCUGAACCAAUCAGUGCCUUACCUGGAGGAGCCACCUGACCCACUGCAGUUCUACCGCGACUGGAUUGGUCCAAACAAGCCCUGCAUCAUUCGCAACGCCUUAAGCCACUGGCCGGCUCUGUCCAGGUGGACGCCAGAAUACCUGAGGGAGAAGGUGGGGUCAAAGGUCAUCAGUGUGGCGGUGACUCCUAACGGCUACGCAGAUGCUGUCAACGGGGAUCGCUUCGUGAUGCCUGAAGAGAGACAGAUGAGUUUUUCUUCUGUUCUCGAUAUCAUCGAGGGGAAGGUGCAGGAGUGUGGAGUGUUUUAUGUUCAGAAGCAGUGCUCUAACCUGCUGGAGGAGCUGCCAGAGCUCACUGACGACUUGGAGCCUCAUGUUCCCUGGAUGAGCACCGCGCUCGGGAAGUUACCUGAUGCGGUGAAUUUCUGGCUCGGCGAGUCGAACGCUGUCACCUCCAUGCACAAAGACCACUAUGAGAAUCUUUACUGUGUGAUUUCUGGAGAGAAAAACUUCAUCCUGCUGCCGCCCACAGACCGACCCUUCGUCCCCUAUGGUGUGUAUCAGCCAGCCGUUUACCGCCGGCAGGACGACGGUGCGUUCGAGGUUGUGGAUCAGAGCGACUCUGAGAAGGUCCCGUGGAUCCCUCUGGACCCUCUGGACCCGGACCAGGAGCGGUACCCGCAGUACCAGAGAGCUCAUCCAGUCCACUGCAGCGUGAAGGCCGGAGAGAUGCUGUACCUGCCGUCUCUGUGGUUCCACCAUGUCCAGCAGUCACACGGCUGCAUCGCAGUGAACUUCUGGUACGACAUGGAGUACGACAUCAAGUACAACUACUUCCAGCUGCUGGAGACGCUGUGUGAGGUCACAGGGUCGACGUGACAUCGCAGCAGCUGCACGAUGUCACGUGAUGGUUUGGGUGUCAGGUAGAAAAUUUAAUGUGGUGAAAUCAUGAAUAAUCGGCUGAAUGACGUGAAGCAACCGUAAAAUCAAAGUCUGUUGGAUUUAAACGUCUGGAUCAUAUUAAUGUUCAUUAAACUCUCAGAAUGAGACCACGUCAUUCAUUAUUCUGAUUACUAGCUCAUGUUACACCUUGUGGACAGGUGUGUAGGAGAAUGAGUCCAGUACCGAGUUCUGGAUUCUCUCGCACAGGACAUGACCAGUGCCUCAUGAAGGCCACCGGCUCAUGAUCCCGUGCAACAUCCAACGCCCGCUGCUCCACCCGGCUCACAUGGGAACAGGACCGAGUGACUAUUAAACUAGUACCGGCUGGGAAAACGUGGCAGUCUUCUAAAUGUGUCAGACAUCAGGUUACUCAGUGUGAAGUUGUGUACAGAGCUCACUCCCAUGAGAGAGAGACAGGUGGAGUUUAGCCUCCACACACCAUCAGCAGCAGCCUGCACCUUUGCCACGAGGCAGGAUGGACCCGCGGAUCCACGCGCUUUAGAUCGGAACCAUCUGCGCGAGGCAGCAGGAAUCCAGACUUCUUCUGUCGGGAGACGGUCUUCCAUCUUCCACCGUCUAGUGUUGGUGAGCCUGCGCCCACUGCAGCCUCAGUCUCCGGUUCUUGCUGACGGGGGUGGAACCAGCUGCUGGAGUCCGUCCACUUGGCAGUUCAACAUGUGUGUUCAGAGAUGCUGUUCUGCAGAGCUCUGCUGUAGCGCCUGCUUAUCUGAGCCGCUGUCUCCCUCCUGUCAGCGUGAACCAGUCUCUCCGUUCUCCUCUGACCUCUCUGAUUGAGAAGAACUGCUGCUCACUGGACGGUUUCUGGUCUUCCAGACCGUUGCGGUGAAAAUCCAGGAGAUCGGCCUUUUCCCAGAUCGUCAAACCACCCACGGCCGCUCCACAGUCGGAGUCACUUAGAUCACAUCGGUUCCCCAUGUUGAUUAAUACUGUGAACAGCAACUGAAGCUGUUCCCUGUAUCUUUUAUGCAACGAGUUGCUGCCGCAUGAUUGGCUGAUGAGAUACUGUCCUGGUUGAAAUGAUUGGCACCCCUGAAUUUUACAUACAGAAUAUAGAGUAUCUUCAGAAAUAAAUGCAAAUGAACCA